Molecule: messenger RNA, 1046 nt
Organism: Lycium ferocissimum
Lineage: Eukaryota; Viridiplantae; Streptophyta; Magnoliopsida; Solanales; Solanaceae
Product: plasmodesmata-located protein 7-like
Exons: 1
Coding region: 156-953 (265 amino acids)
Cellular component (GO): plasmodesma
Source: RefSeq, a predicted model, not a curated record
UUCUAGAAUUCACUCACUCCCUCACGUAGACUCUCCGCCAAACAGAAAGCUUACGUAUUCAUACAAAGACAAAUACUGCACACUGCUUCAUUUUCUUUGGUAAAACUCCCUUUCUCUCACUCUUACAUAUAAGUAACAAGAAAAAGAAGAACAACAUGAAGCUGUGUACUAAGGUGUUUCAUCUUCAUGUUAUUAUAUCUAUUCAUACUGUAAGCAUCUUCUAUCUCAUGUGCCCAUCAAUUGCUUCUAUAACAACCUUCAUUUAUGGUGGUUGUUCACAACUGAAAUAUAACCCUGGAACAACAAUAUACGAGUCAAACGUCAACUCGGUCCUCACUUCCUUAGUGAAUUCAGCCUCCAACGCCAACUUCAACAACUUCAAAAUAUCUCUACCUGGUUCAACUCAAAGUGACAUCGUUUACGGCCUCUUCCAAUGCCGUGGCGACUUGAGCAACUCUGACUGCCGGGACUGUGUGUCUAAGGCAGUGAGUCAAGUCGGUACUCUCUGCAUCUACACGGUAGGUGGCGCGUUACAAUUGGAUGGAUGUUUCGUCAAGUACGAUAAUAUUUCAUUUCUUGGUGCUGAAGACAAGGCUAUAGUCAUGCACAAAUGUGGACCUUCUUCCAGUGGUGGCGAUCCUGAUACAUUGACCCGGCGCGACGCCGUAUUGACCUACUUAUCAGCAGAGGGACUGUAUUUUAGGGUGGGUGGAUCCGGGAAAAUACAGGGUGUAGCACAGUGUACACAAGAUUUGAGUGUAGGUGAGUGUCAAGAUUGCUUGUCGGAGGCGAUCGGACAUUUGAAAAGCGAGUGUGAGUCCUCACCUUGGGGUGACAUGUUCUUGGCCAAGUGCUAUGCACGUUACUCGGAGCGUGGAUUCUCCUCCAGUAGUGGUAAGCGCCGCCACCAUGGGUGGUGGUGGUCAAUCAUUUCUGGCUUUUUUGUUAUAUAGUUCAUGGCUAUUGAGUAUUGACAAGAGGAGGUUGCUCAGAUGGUAUGCACUCCUCGCCUUCAGAUCGAAGGUUGUGAGUUCGAGUCACCAAGG